Ylistrum balloti is the source of this 895-nucleotide messenger RNA. RefSeq lists its product as uncharacterized. Lineage: Eukaryota; Metazoa; Mollusca; Bivalvia; Pectinida; Pectinidae. The record is from RefSeq and is a predicted model, not a curated record. Gene Ontology annotation, biological process: neuropeptide signaling pathway; ecdysis, chitin-based cuticle. The transcript is spliced from 2 exons. The coding region runs from base 15 to 431 and encodes 138 amino acids. Gene Ontology annotation, molecular function: ecdysis-triggering hormone activity.
CGGUCGGCGCUGAUAUGGUUACAUAUAUGGAUACGAAACUGUUAUGGUUGACAGCUCUGGUUGUGGCAAUGUGCGCAAUCUCUCUUACUUCCGGUAUGUCACUUUACGGAAUGUGCCUGACGACAUGUUCCAAGUGCUCGGACGAGUUCGGCCCUAGAUUUAACGCAGGGAUGUGUCGAGAAAUGUGUGGGGAAACGAAUGGAAAAAGUAUAGAAUCAUCAUGUGAAACAGGUUUCGACGUUGAUAAGCGCUCGAAAGAGAGCGUCCACAUUUGCCGGAAAUACUGUGUCUCGUGCGUACUGCGAUAUGGCCAUAGUUAUAAUGUCGCCAAAUGUGCUAACCUGUGUAUGGAUACGGAGGGCACCAGUAUCGACCCCGAUUGUAUGAACAUGGACAUCUGGAAUACAAAUUUCAGACGCAGGAAUAAUUAACACCAUAGGGGAAAUAUCCUAAAUUUAUUUUUGCAUGAAUGAGAAAAAGUAAUUUAUUUUGUUAUGGAAACAAAUGUGUGAGCUGUAAGACGUGAAACUUUCCGUGUUAUUUUAUUCUUGUGGACGUACUUUCCUGUGACAAACAGGGUGCCGUAACGGACUCAUAUCUUCUUGUGCUAUAGGUGGGUUAGGAUAGAGAUGUUCCGAGUGACCAGGUAUUUGCUGGAUAAAUGUACCGUUCACACUGAUUGCAUUUCACUACGACAGGAGACGGUAACUAAAUACAAGGAUAUUAUUUCUUUUUUAUCAUCCGUUUAUCUACGGAGCGGAGAUAUUGUUCGUUUAUCUCCAUAACACUUUGGAAACUAUCCAGUUCCUACUGGUACAUUCGUAUCGUAUUUGAGAAAGGAACUAUUGGAUCAUUUAAAUCCUACGAAGUCUGUACUCCUUGUCUUAAGACGGAG